This is a messenger RNA of Oryza sativa Japonica Group (Japanese rice), 1177 nucleotides long. RefSeq names its product gamma-glutamyl peptidase 3. Lineage: Eukaryota; Viridiplantae; Streptophyta; Magnoliopsida; Poales; Poaceae. Gene Ontology annotation, cellular component: cytosol. The record is from RefSeq and is a predicted model, not a curated record.
CCCACCUCGCCUCGCUCCCCUUCCCCAUCAUCUCAUCUCACACCAAAAACGAAUCAGCUCGUCUCCUUCCUCCGCCUCCGCCUCCGCGAGCUCCCAUUCCAUUCCCGGAUUGCGCCGCCGCCGGUGUUGCAGCAGCCAUGGGGAUGGGGCCACUAGAGAACGCCGUGGUGGACGCGGCGGCGGAGGCCGUGGCGGCGAAGGCCGCGGUCGGCGGCGUGGGCGUGGGGGGUUCGUACGCGGUGCUGCAGUGCGGGGAGGACUCGGAGUACGUGAGGAAGGCGUACGGGGGCUACUUCGAGGUGUUCAGGGCGCUGCUGGCGGAGGACGGCGAGCGGUGGCGGGUGUACCGCGCCGUGCGCGGGGAGCUCCCCGGGGAGGAGGAGGCCGCGGGGAUCGACGGGUUCGUCAUCUCCGGGAGCUGCAGCGACGCCCACGCCGACGACCCGUGGAUCGUCGCCCUCGUCGACCUCAUCCGCCGCCAGAACGCCGCCGGCAAGCGCAUCCUCGGCGUCUGCUUCGGCCACCAGGUCCUGUGCCGAGCGCUGGGCGGCAAGACGGGCCGAUCGAAGAAGGGCUGGGACAUCGGCGUGAACUGCAUCCACCCCACCGCGGCCAUGGCGAGGCUCUUUUCGCCGAUCAAGCUCCCCGUCCACAUGCCCAUCAUCGAGUUCCACCAAGAUGAGGUGUGGGAGCUGCCUCCUCAGGCCGAGGUGCUGGCGCGGUCGGACAUGACCGGCGUCGAGAUGUUCCGUCUCGGCGACCGCGCCAUGGGCGUCCAGGGCCACCCGGAGUACAGCAAGGACAUCCUCAUGAGCAUCGCCGACCGUCUCCUCCGGAACGAUCUCAUCCUGGAUCACCAGGUGGAUAAGGCGAAGGCGAGCUUCGACUUGCGGCAACCAGACAAGGAUCUGUGGAAGAAGGUGUGCAGGGGUUUUCUGAAGGGGAGGCUUCAGUCAUCGCAGCAGCCGCAGCAGCAGCAACAUCAGAAGCAGCAGAAGGCGGCGCAGCUGGUGCUAUAGUAAACAAGAUUAGUGAGUGAGAUCAGAUGGGGGCAUUGGGGAGCCUAGAUUAAUCCUUAUUUUCUGCUUCAGAUUUGUACAGGAAAAAAACUAUUUAUUCGGAGCAAUAAUAAGAGAGUAAUUGGGGGUGGCCUAAUUAGCAAAAUCCCAUUUGCCAA